GUGCCCCGGGGCGCGCGCUGCGGCCCCGCGGCCUGCCCGCGCGUGUCCGCCAUGCCGAAGGCCAAGGGGAAGAGCCGGCGGCACAAGUACUCCUACAACCUCAACCGCAAGCGGCUCUACCGCAGCGCCCGCCGCCGCGCCGCGCCCCGCAUCGCCUGCUCGCACAUCCGCCAUGCCUGGGACCCGCACAAGUCGGUGGCGCAGAACCUGGCCGAGAUGGGCCUGGCCGAGGAUCCCAACAAGGCUGUCCCCAUCCCGAAGAAGCUGCUGGGGAUGGAAGUGGGAAGCGAUGGAGAGCAGCCAGGAAAGACAAUCGUGCGGAAGCCCUACGUGGUGAACGAGAUGGAACUGGAGGCCAGCCUCCCUGAGAAGAAGUCCAACACGCUGUCACGGGACCUCAUUGACUACGUGCGCUACAUGAUCCAGAACCACGGGGAGAACUACAAGGAAAUGGCUCGGGAUGAGAAGAACUACUACCAGGAUACUCCCAAACAGAUUAAGAGGAAGAUCAAUGUGUACAAGAAUUUUUAUCCCGAUGAGUACAAGAAUUUUGUUGCAUCACUCAAGCCAGAAAAAAUGGAAGUGCAGUGACUGUUCUUUUUAAUCAGGUUUACCUGCAAGUGCAAGCUUGACAUGAAUAUUUUCCAAACUGAAAAAGCCUCUGGUGAUGGAGGAAGAGCCCUCCCUAGGCAGUGAGGGUUUGACUAUCCUUGAAAGACUCUUUGGCACCGGCACUGACUGUGCUGUUCUGCUCACUUUCUGUGUGGCAGCCAUCUCUUUAGCUUUGCUAAAAUAAAAUACUCUUUCUAGCUGCUUGUGAA
Molecule: messenger RNA, 821 nt
Organism: Passer domesticus (house sparrow)
Lineage: Eukaryota; Metazoa; Chordata; Aves; Passeriformes; Passeridae
Gene: NOP16
Product: NOP16 nucleolar protein
Exons: 5
Coding region: 52-591 (179 amino acids)
Biological process (GO): ribosomal large subunit biogenesis
Cellular component (GO): nucleolus
Source: RefSeq, a predicted model, not a curated record